CGAAAGCAGAGGAGACCUCCACACCUGUAUAUAUAUCUACUCCGCUCCCCAUUUUCUCUCUCGGACACCUGUGAUUCUGUGUUUUACUUUUCCUGAGAGAGAGAGAGAGAGAGAGUUUUGGAAAUGGCAAGCGAGGAAGUGAGCAACAAGCAGGUGCUAUUGAGGGACUAUGUCACUGGUUUUCCCAAGGAGUCCGACAUGGACGUGAAGACAAGUAGCAUAAAGUUGAAGGUUCCCGAUGGUUCCAAGGCGGUUCUGGUGAAGAACCUCUACUUGUCCUGCGAUCCCUACAUGCGUGGCCGUAUGAACCGGCCCAUUAUCGCCAGCUACAUUGGUUCCUUCCAACCCGGUUCGCCUAUUGCUGGAUAUGGAGUGUCUAAAGUUUUGGAUUCUGGGCAUCCAGACUUCAAGAAAGGCGACUUGGUUUGGGGAAUAACUGGGUGGGAAGAAUAUAGUCUUAUUACAGCAACUGAGUCUCUGUUUAAAAUUCACAACACUGAUGUGCCUCUCUCCUACUAUACUGGAAUUCUUGGUAUGCCUGGUAUGACUGCUUAUGCUGGUUUUUAUGAGAUUUGCUCUCCUAAGAAAGGAGAGUAUGUCUUCGUUUCAGCAGCUUCCGGGGCUGUUGGUCAGCUUGUUGGACAGUUUGCAAAGCUAUUGGGCUGCUAUGUUGUUGGAAGUGCUGGGAGCAAAGAUAAGGUUGAUUUGCUGAAAAACAAGUUUGGGUUCGACGAGGCUUUCAACUACAAAGAAGAGUCUGACUUGGGUGCAGCUUUGAAAAGGUACUUUCCAGAAGGUAUUGAUAUUUAUUUUGAGAAUGUUGGGGGAAAGAUGCUUGAUGCAGUGCUACAGAACCUGAGGGUCCAUGGCCGCAUUGCUGUAUGUGGGAUGAUCUCACAGUACAACCUUGAGCGCCCGGAAGGUGUGCAUAGUUUAUCAGCUCUGUUUCUGAAACAGGCCCGAAUGGAAGGAUUUCUGGUUCCCAGUUUCUAUCACAAGUACUCAAAUUAUCUUGAGUUGGUUCUGCCUUACAUCAAAGAAGGGAAGGUUACCUAUGUGGAAGACAUAGCUGAAGGCCUAGAGAGCGGCCCAGCAGCUCUGGUAGGGCUCUUCACUGGCCGCAAUGUUGGAAAACAGGUGGUGGUGGUUGCUCGUGAAUGAAUGACUAUGUGUGCAGCUCCAUAGCUCAAAAGCUUUAGGUCCCCUGGAGGAUCAUCUACUGAAAAUGCACCUUCUACGUGUGUUUUUUAAGGAAGUGUUUGGAGUUGUGCUUCCAUAAUAAUAAGUGUUCUGUUUUUUAUGCCAGGAAAAUUCAGAACUAGCCCUUUAUCCAAUAAAUCACGAAUAUAAUUGAGUUGGAAGUA
This is a messenger RNA of Corylus avellana, 1364 nucleotides long. Lineage: Eukaryota; Viridiplantae; Streptophyta; Magnoliopsida; Fagales; Betulaceae. The record is from RefSeq and is a predicted model, not a curated record.